CGCUGAGGCGAGCGCGCGCUUCAGUGAGAGAGAGAGAGCAGGAAGUUCGGAAAGACACGAACCAAACAAACAUCGAUAAAUUAAAAUAAUAAUAAUUAUUAUUAUCCAGAAUAUGGAUAACUUCAGAGUGGAAUAGUUUGUGGGUCGCUAUUGAAGCUGGGAAACUCGUUUUUGGAAGAAUAACAAAUAAAUAAGUCAAUAAAUAAAUAUAAAACGGAAGUUUCUCACUCCUUCGCCGACUAGCCUUAGCUUAGCUUAGCUUGGCUUAGCUUAGCUUAGCUUGGCUUUGCUAACAAGGCAAAGCGAGAGAGAGAGAGAGGGAGGGAGGGAGGUGAAAAAGGACAGAACCGUUCACACAGUUCUGGCUCGUUCACAGAGACACAUUCCCGAACCGGAAAUAAACAUUAUAAAGCUAAACACUUAGCAAAAUCCUGACUAGAAUCUUAUCUCCUACAUCCGGGGCUUUUUCCAGUCAGGAAAGUUAGAGGCGCGCGCGCGCUCUGGCACGCACUGAACUGAAGGCCUGCAUGUUUCUCAGGAGAGAAACACAACACUUUUAUACUAAUAAUAUUAAUAAUAAUAACAGUAAUUUAUAACGCUGAAGAUGUCGGCCCAGGCGCAGAUGCGAGCCAUGCUGGACCAGCUGAUGGGCACAGGCCGAGACGGAGACACAAUGCGUCAGAGGAUCAAGUUCACAGAUGAGAGAGUGUGUAAAAGUCAUCUACUGGAAUCCUGCCCUCACGACAUCUUAUCAGGGACGCGUAUGGACCUGGGCGAGUGUUUAAAAGUCCACGACCUGGCUCUGAGGGCGGACUACGAGAUCGCCUCCAAACACCAGGAAUACUUCUUCGAGCUGGACGCUGCCGAACACUUGCAGUCGUUUAUCGCGGACUGUGACCGGAGGACUGAACUCGCCAAGAAACGACUGGCUGAGACUCAGGAAGAAAUCAGCGCAGAGGUCGCUGCCAAGGCAGAGCGUGUGCACGAACUCAACGAGGAAAUCGGGAAGCUGCUGGCGCGAGCAGAGCAGCUGGGUGGAGAGGGAAAUGUGGACGAGGCUCAGCAGGUGCUGGAGAAGGUGGAGAAAACGCGUGCCCUUAAAAGAGAGGCAGAGGACAUAUACCGGAACUCCAUGCCAGCCUCCAGUUUCCAGCAGCAGAAGCUGAGGGUGUGUGAGGUAUGCUCCGCUUACCUCGGCCUCCACGACAACGACCGCCGCCUUGCCGACCACUUUGGCGGGAAACUGCACCUGGGCUUCAUCGAGAUCCGGGAGAAGCUCGAGAAACUGAGAAAAGCGGUGGUGGAGAAGCAGGAGCGGAUGCGCAUGAAACGGCGGGAGGAGAGAGAGCGAGAGGAGGAGAGACAGCGGGAGUGGGAGAUGGAGAGAGAGCGGGAGCGUGAACGUGAGCGAGAGAGAGAAAGAGAGCGGGAGAGGGAACGCGAGAGGGAGAGAGAGCGCAGAAGGUCCAGAUCUCGGAGUGGGGACAGAUACAGGGAUGGUGGAAGCUCGUCGUCUCAUCGCUCACGGCGACAUCGCUCAUCUCACUCUCGAGACCGGGACCGGGAGAGGAAGCACAGACAUAAAGAUAGCCAUCGCUCUCGCUCCCACUCUCACAGGAGAAAGAAAAAGAGGUCGUCACACACCCGAGAGCGGGAGCGCUCUCUUUCACAGGAGCGGUGGAGGGACUACGGAGGAGAGGACAGGUGGAGGGAAGACAGCCGGAGGGAAGACAGCCGGAGGGACAUGGAGCGAGAACCGGGCGAGAGAGAGAGGUCGAUCUCGUCGCCGGAGAUGGGAAGACUGAGGGGCAGAGAGAGAUCCGUCUCUGUGGAGAGAGAGAACCGCUCCAGCUCCGAGGAGAGGGAGUCAGGAGAGAUAUAAACAGAUUGAGAGAGAGAGAGAAUGAUGUCGGUUGAUAUGCUUUCACAUGACUUCCUGCCCGUGUUCUUUAUUUCUGUGUGUUAGCUGAUCUGUCGGGGACUGGAUGGGCUUGGCAGAGAUGCACAGUGUCUAAUCACAAAACAGAAUUUUAGCACAAUUAGGUCUUAUUUACUACAACACACAGACAGACACGCUGUGUAUCUGAUCUUUUGACAACUAAACAUUAAAAGAAAGACGUCAUCCCCAACUGCAUAUCCUUUGUUUGGCCUGUACUUUAAUAGGAAUUCAGCCUUUUUUUUCCCCCCCCCUUUUAAUUUCAUUUAAACAGAAAACAGUUCAACAAAAUAUUUUCCACAUGCUUCCUUUGAAGGUCUUGUUCUCGAUGCUCUAUCCAAUGAAAAUUUGUCAGCAUGCCAUCACGGGUCUAAACUGCAGCCCUGUAGACCAACAGCAUGAAGCUGCACAGUUAGAUCAACAUGAUUUAUUUUCAAUAAUAAACAUUCACCUAAUUUUCAUGUCCGCUACCUCAACACUUUCUCCAGCUAAUUUGCUUUGCCACCUGACUAACUAACUUGCCAAAUCGUAGUUAACGGAUAAUUUCGGAACGGUAAGCUGAAAUCAUUACUCAUAAAAUAUAUUUAAUUUACGUAAUACGGCCAAUAAAUUUUACACAAGAAAAUGAAACCUGAUGAUCUUUGAUAAAGCUGACUCUGUCCAGCGUAGGGUUUGGUCAUCAGGGCUGCAGCUAGAUGUCAUUUAUCCAACAGGCCUGUUAUCCACUGGGAUUGUAAAGAGCUGGGUCUCUGCGUGAAGUUUUACCCAUCCGCCGAGUUAUAAAUCAGUGGCAGCAGAUUGAAGAAUAGAGGACUCUAGUGGAAAGUUGUGUGCGCUUGUUUGCUUUUGAGAUUCAGUAAAAAUGGGUGCUUAAGUCACAUUUGCGAAUGGAUUCUGCUGGAUUGUGUUAGACGUUUGGUGAUUCUCGCGCUCUAACAUGCCUGUUUCAACCAGAUUUAUUAGGUGGGCAAGUGGGAAGAUGCACAGGACCAGAGAUUGUUCACUCAAUUUAUUUUAUGCAUUCAGAUAUGGACCUGCAGUCUGCCAACCAAAGCAGGGCGGGCGGGGCAGGAAUUGACUUCAUUCAUGUUACAGAGUUAAUGUGAGGAAUAAAAUGCCUCCAAAUGUAUUUUCUUUCAAGAACAACAGAAGUCUUUUUUUUUUUUUUUGGUUUGUUAUUCUUACUGUUAUUAAACAAAUGAGAACUGAUGCUUAGGAUGUUUUUACAACUACAAUGAAGCUGGAGUUCUUUGUUAACAAGCUGCUUUAAGGUGGAACCCAAAGUAGGCACUGAUUUCUGCUGACAACGUGCCAUCUUGAAAGAAAAUCUGUAGUGUAUGCGCAACGAUCACGAACAAAGGUUUUGACGUUUCCUGUACCGACAACAGAACCAUGUUAACUGCCCUGAUGAGUGCCCUUAGCAUUCCAUUAUAAGUAAAACUCUGUAAUAUUUUCGGUACAUGAAACUCAAAAUCGUUCAUGGUACCUGCACGAUGCUAUUGAUGCAGUAGAUGAAGAUUAGGUUUAAAAAAAAAAAAAAAGAUUGGUGGCAUUUUCCUUUCAUUCAAAAUUUUUGUUCAUUUCUCAGAUGUGAGACAUUCCUUAACCAUGUGCCCUAAUUAAACUAUGAGUACAAAUAAAUAAAAAGUAAGGACUGGAUUUGGACACCAUGUCUUGGAGAGGUGAUGAAGUUGGUCCUUGUCAGUAGUACCUGUGUACUUCCACAAGAACCUUUUAAUGAAUUUACAAUUUAAAAAAAUGGAUUGCGUUUCCUUCUUGAGCAGGAGCGUGAAUCAGUUGUCGCCAUGCAGCCUUCAAAUAUUUGUAUUUUCCUUAUUAAACUACUAAAUUUCCUCACUGAAGGCUAAAUCUGAGUCCUUAAAGUGUGCUUGUUAACAAGUGCUUGCAGUUUCAUAGUAGGAGUAGUUUUGUUUUUUAAAGAUUAGUUUGAAAGCUGGGGGAAGGGGGAUUUUUUUUUGUGCGCGCGCAAUGGCAAAUUUUGAGUUUAUACCUUAAUGCUUACAUGAAACCUGAGCAGCAAUUAACUGUGAAUAUAAAACUUUGGCUACUUCCCAGCACUCAUCCUGGUGAACUCAGUAAUAAUGGUGAUGGUUUGUUAGUUCAGCUCAACAGCAUGCUGUUUUGAGAGGUAGCCCUGGUUUUCUUUGGAAACAAACAAUACCACUUUCUUCCAUGCUUACUUGUAUGUUCAGGUUGUAUAUCAGAAAGGCCAACUGUUUCUAGUAUGUUGUGUGCACAACUUUUUGUUUGUUUUGGGCAAAUUUUUGCAGUUUGCUGUUAAGUUUUCUGAAGAAACCUGACACAUCAAAUGCUAUACAAGUUAAAUAAAGGCGUUUGAAAAGUAA
Messenger RNA from Neoarius graeffei (lesser salmon catfish), 4302 nucleotides. Its product is annotated as LUC7 domain-containing protein. The record is from RefSeq and is a predicted model, not a curated record. The transcript has 10 exons. The coding region runs from base 605 to 1882 and encodes 425 amino acids. Gene Ontology annotation, molecular function: mRNA binding. Gene Ontology annotation, biological process: mRNA splice site recognition. Gene Ontology annotation, cellular component: U2-type prespliceosome; U1 snRNP. NCBI's taxonomy places the organism in Eukaryota, Metazoa, Chordata, Actinopteri, Siluriformes, Ariidae.